AACAGUAUAGGUACUGGAGGAAAGUAGAACAUCAUAAGUUUAUUUACAUCCAGCAGAGGCGAUAAUCGCAGUCUAAUGACGACGAGUCUGUUCUCUUAUCAGCGGAGAAAUUAUUCGAUUGAGAAUUCAAGAACAAAGAGACGUGAAUAAGUUGCUGCGCUUCAAGGCGAUUCGCACUUUACUACAAUCAGUAUUCAUUGUGCUGUCGAACGGAUAAUCGGAAUAUUGUGGUAAAAUAAUCAGAGUGCAAUGCACAGUAAUGUACUUGCGGGAGGCUUGGCUCUUUUGGUGUUAUUAGUGCAAAAUCAGUAUGCUGAUGGUCAGGUGUUCUACUAUCAACCGGAGCAGGUGCAUCUGGCGUUCGGGGAGUCUACGAGUGAGAUUGUGGUAACAUGGAGUACUAUGACGGCCACGAAUGAGUCGGUGGUUGAGUACGGGAUUGGAGGAUACGCGUUGAGUGAAACCGGAACGGAGGAGACAUUCGUGGAUGGUGGUGCGAAUAAGCACACUCAGUACAUCCAUCGGGUUGUACUGCGUGAUCUACAGCCGUCAUCACGUUAUGAGUACCACUGCGGCAGUCAAGUGGGAUGGUCACCGGCGUUCUACUUCCACACGGUGCCGGAGGGAUCCGAUUGGUCUCCAUCUUUAGCCAUUUUUGGCGACAUGGGUAACGAAAAUGCCCAAUCGAUGGCACGUCUUCAGGAGGAUACCCAGCGGCAUAUGUACGAUGCGAUUCUACAUGUUGGGGACUUUGCUUACGAUAUGAAUUCGGACAACGCACUGGUUGGAGAUCAGUUUAUGAAUCAGAUCCAAUCGAUUGCUGCAUACACUCCGUACAUGGUGUGUGCUGGGAAUCACGAGGAGAAAUAUAAUUUCUCCAACUAUCGAGCACGGUUCAGCAUGCCCAGCGGAACAGAGAACAUGAUGUAUAGCUUCAAUCUGGGUCCGGUGCACUUCAUCGGUUUCUCCACCGAGGUGUACUACUUCCUGAACUACGGUCUGAAGACGUUGAUCAACCAGUACGAGUGGCUGCGACAAGAUCUGGAGGAAGCUAACCGGCCGGAAAACCGCGCCCAACGUCCAUGGAUAGUCACCUACGGACACCGGCCAAUGUACUGCAGCAAUGAUAACGAUAACGAUUGCACCCAUAGUGAAACGCUGGUGCGCGUGGGUCUGCCUUUCUCGCACUGGUUCGGCCUGGAGGAUCUGUUCUACGAGUACGGCGUGGACGUGGAGAUCUGGGCGCACGAGCACUCGUAUGAGCGGUUGUGGCCCAUCUACGACUACAAGGUCUACAACGGUUCCCACGAGGAACCGUACCGCAACCCGCGGGCUCCGGUCCAUCUGGUAACCGGGUCGGCCGGCUGCAAGGAGGGCCGCGAGCCGUUCCUCCGCAAAAUACCCGAAUGGAGUGCACUGCACAGCCGUGACUACGGUUACACACGCAUGAAGGCCCACAACCGGACGCAUCUUUACUUCGAGCAGAUUUCCGUCGACAAGGAGGGAGCUGUCAUCGAUUCGUUCACCAUCGUCAAGGACCAACACGUCCCGUACCGGCAGCUAUUCGAGGAUGGAACGAAUAAUUAGGGGUGAACACAUUUCUUUCGUUUGAUGGUUCUUGAAAUAUGUAUUUUAUUAUUUCUUAGGAUUCUAGUUGAUUUAGAUGCUUAAUUAAGGAAGGUAUAUGGUUACCCAUUUAACACUCUGUAGAUCUGAACCCUCACCAAUUUCCUAGUCGGAAAAUAAAACUGAAUAUCAAUAACUAUGCAUUAUCACAGUUUCAUGUUUAAA
This is a messenger RNA of Armigeres subalbatus, 1791 nucleotides long. RefSeq names its product acid phosphatase type 7. NCBI's taxonomy places the organism in Eukaryota, Metazoa, Arthropoda, Insecta, Diptera, Culicidae. Bases 250 to 1587 code for a protein of 445 amino acids. The transcript is spliced from 4 exons. The record is from RefSeq and is a predicted model, not a curated record. Gene Ontology annotation, molecular function: metal ion binding; acid phosphatase activity.